This is a messenger RNA of Peniophora sp. CBMAI 1063, 1680 nucleotides long. Lineage: Eukaryota; Fungi; Basidiomycota; Agaricomycetes; Russulales; Peniophoraceae. The record is from the annotation of a GenBank genome assembly.
AUGGGUGGCGCGUCCUUGUUCGCGCCUUCGUGUCUGCUUUCACUUUCAUGGCUCUUUUCUGUCGUCGUUGCUCAGGACUUCACUCCACCUCAAAACUGGCAGAACACGCAAUCGCCUCUCACUCGAUCUCAACGUCAGACGAUUGCCUGGAGUACCGCGCAGAAGCUUCAGAGUCACAUCGAUUCAUCCGGGAGCUUACCAUCGGGCACUUCGUUGACAUCAACAACCACUGCCAACAUCGCCAUUGCCUUAUCGAGCCAAGACCUGCUCAACGGUAACACGACCUGGAAAGGCCCAGUGACCCAGUUACUUUCUCAUUCCGACACGGGACUGAACUGGAAUGUCGACUUAUCAUACUUCGGGCUCGCCGAACUCAGUGCUUACCUUGCAUACAACGACACCACUCAUCUCGACAAUGCAGCUCGCAACUGGGACAUUGCUUAUACCGACUUUAUAACGGCCGCAGCGGCUCAGAGCCAUACCUACCCUCGAACUACCAACACGACGACUGAUUGUGGAUCAACGCUCGGCGGGUUGAUCUUUGACGUUCACACAGACCCAGAACACAACCAGGGAGUCUCUACGUACACGAUAUCAUCAUGGAUUGCGUUCUCCUCUCGCCUAGCAUCCCUUACGCAGAACACGACACAUCUCGACGCCGCCAAGCUGUCCCUCCAGUUCGCUCAAACACAUCUACUGAACCCCGGCAACGUUGCUGCGCCCAUCAACGACUCGUGGAGUGUCAGCCGCUGUGUCUCAAGUAAUGCGCCGGUGACUUGGGAUCUUGGACCGUUCAUCGAGGGUCUGAGCAUCGUGGCGAAUGUUACCCAGGAUCCAUCAUAUACGCAGAUGUUAUUCGAUCUCAUACCCAAUGCCACUGUCGCUUUCACCAGCAAUCAAGGGAUCGUUACUGAGCAGAAGUCAGAUUACCGCAAAGGCACAUUGAUCCGUGGUCUACUGGAGGCGAAGCACAGAAACCCGUCGAAUACCGCCAUGGCUACUCUUAUCGAUGAGUAUAUCACCGUCCAGUUCAAUGCCGUUCGCGCGAGCGCCAUGAUAGGCGAUGAUAACUACGCAACGUCUUGGAUCGGUGACACAGAUAGCUCAGCGUCGACGGACUACAAUUACGCAGGAAGCAUCGAAGCGCUGGAUGUGUUCAACUCGGCGUUCGCCUUAGCACCGCCGGGGACGCCCGUGCCAUCCCGUCAUUCAUCUGUAGGCGCUAUUGUCGGCGGCGUCGUCGGCGGCGUUGCUGGGGCUAUCGUGAUUGGUCUUGUCUUGUUCCUCUGGUUACGGCGUCGACGACGUGCGCGCGAAACACCGGUGCGCGAAGACAAGAUCGAGCUCGAUCCUACAGAGGCGCGAAUGGUACCCGAGCCCUUCUUAUCGACGCCAUCUGCGUACACUCGUUCCCGUCUCAUGUCAAAGGGUGGUUCAUACUCCCAGGUUGACACGAGCAGUGUGGAAGGGAGCGUACAGUUGAAUGCAUUGCAGGGCGACCGUAUACGGGGAGCCGAGAGCAACACGACGGGGACCGAUGGCACUCAUCCAGCUCUGUUCAACCUCGCGAGAAGAUUAGAUAACUUGAUAGACGUGUUGGCUGUUCGGAACGAAGUAGACGAUACGCCUCCAGAGUACGAUGCGAGGCAUCCUGGUUCCCACGCAGGUAAUCACGUUUGA